AUGUUGGUUUUAUUCGAAACCUCUGCAGGAUACGCAAUAUUUAAGUUACUGGAUGAAAACAAACUGAAAAAUGUCAGCGAUUUGUACAGCCACUUCGAGUCGCCAGAAUCGACGAGUAAAAUUAUAAAGUUAAAACAUUUUCAAAAAUUUGACGACACCACAGAAGCAUUAGCAUCAGCUGCUUCCUUAAUUGAAGGAAAGUUAUGCAAGUCUUUAAAAAAGGUUAUUAAAUCGCAUGUCAAUACUAGUGAUUCAUUAAUGGUUGCUGACCCAAAACUGGGAGCAGCCAUUAAAGAAAAAUUUAAUAUCAGCUGCGUUUCAAGUUCUUCUGCAGCAGAUUUGUUACGAUGCAUUCGGUCUCAGUUUGAAAACUUAUUGGUUGGCCUUCCUAAGAAAGACUUGACGGCUAUGUCAUUAGGUCUUGCCCAUAGUUUGUCACGAUAUAAGCUAAAAUUUAGCCCAGACAAAAUUGAUACGAUGAUAGUUCAGGCAAUUGGACUUUUAGAUGAACUUGAUAAAGAAGUAAAUAAUUACAUAAUGCGGUGUAGAGAAUGGUACGGUUGGCAUUUCCCAGAACUUGGAAAGAUUCUUACUGACAAUUUAGAAUAUGUUAAAACAAUCAAAACACUCGGUAUGAGAGAAAAUGCCAAAUCAAUAGAUUUAUCUUCUAUACUAAAUCCUGCUUUAGAGGAUCAAGUUAAGACUGCUGCAGAAAUAUCUAUGGGAACUGAGAUUGCUGAUGAUGAUAUACAACAUAUAGUACAAAUGUGUGAUGAGAUAUUAGAUAUAUCCACUUACCGAACAUCUCUAUCUGAUUAUUUAAAGUCUCGAAUGAUGGCUGUUGCACCCAAUGUAACUGUACUUCUUGGUGAUCUGGUUGGAGCUAGAAUGUUGGCACAAGGAGGAUCUUUAGUAAACGUUGCUAAAAUGCCUGCAUCUACAAUUCAACUUUGUGGAGCUGAAAAAGCAUUAUUUAGAGCUUUGAAAAAAAAACAUGAUACACCUAAAUAUGGUCUUAUUUAUCAUUCCAGUUUGGUUGGACGAGCAACUGCUAAAGUUAAAGGAAGGAUGUCUCGUAUGUUGGCAGCAAAAGUUGCCCUUGCUGCACGUUUUGAUGCGUUUGGUGAAUCUGAAACAAUUAAUUUAGAUUUAGGUACUAACCAUUUGGCCAAUUUAGAAUAUAAACUUCGUCUUAUGGAAGAAGGUUCUAUGACAAGAAUAAGCGGAACUGCUAAAGCUAAAGCUAAAUUUGAAAAGUACCAAGUUAAAAGAGAAAUAGUACAGUAUUCAGCUGCGGCCGAUUCUACUAUUCCCAGCAAUAAACGCAAAGUAGAAGAUGUAGACAUAAAAGAAGAAUAUACAGAAAAAUCAACAAUCAAACAAGAACCGGAAGGCCAACAACCUCCAAAGAAAAAGAAGAAAAAAAACAAGGAAGAAACAAAUGGUGCCGAUAAAUCCGUUAACAAUGGUGCAGAUAUUUCAGUAAAAAGUGAACAAGAAUCGAUAUUGACUGAGGAACAAACACCAAAAUCUAAAAAGAAGAAGAAGAGAGAACUUCAAGUAGAGCCAGUAGAAGAAGAUGAGCCUAUAGUUGAAAAUGUAACUAAAAAGAAAAAGAAGUCUGUUGUCGCUGAUACUUCAAUUACUGAAGUAGUUACGGAAUCUGGGAAAAAGAAAAAGAAAAAUAAGAGUCAAGUAGAAGAAGAAACUGAGACUAUUGAAAAUUCUCCCAAAAAGAAGAAGAAAUCCAUUGUUGCUGAUACUUCAGUAGGCGAAGCAGUUAGUGAAUCAGGAAAAAAGAAAAAGAAAAAGAAAGGUCAAUAA
Molecule: messenger RNA, 1824 nt
Organism: Macrosiphum euphorbiae (potato aphid)
Lineage: Eukaryota; Metazoa; Arthropoda; Insecta; Hemiptera; Aphididae
Source: the annotation of a GenBank genome assembly